AUGACGCCCGAAGUUCAUCCACGGUUGCGCAACCAACACAGUGCCCAAACUCAACUCAUCCACGGCAGCGCAACCAACACGGUGCCGGCGGGCUUUUAUUCCGCCGGCGCGAUUAAGCUGUCACUUUCUCAGCCCAAAUGGAAGCGGAUCGACGAUCCGCCAUCCAGAUUCGGUGAAACUCACUCGAUCGUGGCGACGGCGUGGCGAUCAAUCCAACACGGUAUCGGU
Messenger RNA from Iphiclides podalirius (scarce swallowtail), 228 nucleotides. NCBI's taxonomy places the organism in Eukaryota, Metazoa, Arthropoda, Insecta, Lepidoptera, Papilionidae. The record is from the annotation of a GenBank genome assembly.